UUCUUGUUCAUUAAUUACUUAAAAGUAUAUUGCAACCUCUCAUAGGCCAUUGAUUAGAAAGGCCUUUUGUCUAUAGAUCACCAAAUCCAGCACCGUUGGCCUGCACGUGCUAUGAAUUCACAUCCGGCUAACUUUCAAUGACUUGCAGGCAAACUGUCCUCCUUGUCCAAGGGCUGUUGUCGUGGUGUCUGUCACCCAUGGCAACCAGCCCUGGUGUUUGUCUGUUUGGUUUGGUUUGCUUUUGGUUUGUUGUUUUAUUUCCUUGUUUUGUUGUUGUUUUGUUUCAUUUUGCUUUUCAGUCUAUACACUGGGAUUCCCACCAAUUCAAUACAGGUACCUGUGUAGAGAUCUGAGACGUUCGAACCUUUAAUACUGUAUAGAGGCUUGUGAGGCUUAAUCUCCAUCAUCAACGGGAUGUGAUUUGGAAUCACCACGAGAACACACCUCUGGUCGUAUCUGUGAUGUGGCUUAUAGAUAGGUUUAAAACGGGAUGAAGAACCACCCGGAAGUGGGUGGUGCAUCAACUAGGGUUCCUGAAGGGAGAAAGGGGGAAAGCUGAGCGUUCACCUGUCUCUGCUUCCACACAGUAGAUGCUAUGUGCCAGCGGCCGUACACGGGCGGUCAUCCCUUACCUGCCUUCAGAAACAGUACUUUCAAACUGGGAGUCCAAACCAACCCUUUCUUCCUUACCCAGUGUUGGUCAAGCAUUUUGCCAGUAAGGAGAAAAGUAACUAAGCAGUGUCUCCAAUAAAGAUUCUAUGUAUCAAUCUGUAAAUACUUGUCUACCAACAGGAAUGCCCUUAGUUUGUGGUCCUCCCCAAAUGUGGCUGUUUUAAUAAUCUUAAUUUGAAUAAAAGAGUUUUCAAUCCAGUCAACAGAGUGGGUUUCGGGUCCUAAAUUCGGAUAGCAUUUUAUGUGAUUCGGUAAGACUCGGAUGGAAAUAUUGGGCCAAGAAAGCAGAACGUGGUUUCAGUGAUCUUAAGCACUGGCCGGAGUGGGGGGGGGGAUAAGGACCGUAAUCAUAUCUAAUUAGUGCUAAAAUAAUGUUUCCCUUUGAAAUGUUUAAUUAGCUCGAUUUUUAUUGCAUAUGCACUCCUGAUGUGGCACUCGCCUUAGAGCUGGAAGAUGUUGGCGACUUAAAUUGUGCACUGUUCCUGUACCCUGUGUGGGCAGACCCUGGCUGGGAGUGGCUGUUGUGAACAGAGGCCUGGACCACUGCUGGAACCAGGAUGCUCCAAGCCUACAUCUCAGCGUUUGCCGCUUCCCUGGGGCCUCCCACAGAGCUUUCCCUUUACCACCGACACCCCAAGCACACCAAGGCUUUUCUUCCAGUUUGCCCCCCAGUUCAGAAAGGAGACCUAUCGAACUCUUGCUCUGAUGCUUGUUGCCAGCCUGGGUGGGUCUUCUGACAGUGAGCUACUCAUACGGAGGGCAAGGAGGAAAUCCUGGGUUUCUCUGGCUCACUUACAGGUGGUUGGUCUCAGGGCUGCAGCUAAUCCAACUAACUUUAUUUCAAAUAUAAUUUUCCUGAUGAUCACAUCACAGUCAGGUAUUCUCUUAUGACUGCUGUCUCAAAGAAAUAUGAAUUUUAGGAGUUUUCUAGAAAGACCCAUGGUAGCUAGCUAUGUGGUCAAGGUGUAGACUUCCGUGGAUCCCAGUAAGGGAACUGGGCUCUAACAUGUUCACUGAGGCAAGGGUAGGAGGAACAUUCCAUUCACUGAAAAGUAAUUUUAAGAUGCGUAGCACAUAAAUUUCUGAGGUCCAGUCAAUGCUAGACUAAUUGCUCUCCUUAAUUCAUAGUGAGGAACCGACCCUGGGGUUCAGUUAGUUGGAUACUGAUGUAAUGUACAUUAAUCUAUUCCUAGGCUCAGUCCCCAGCACCUUAGGAAGCAGCAGUGACCACAGGUUCCUGGUAGUCCUGCCACUGAGGUAGUGAAAGCAGGAGAAUUUGGGGCCAGCCUGGCAUACAGGAGAUCCUGCCUCAGCUAAACGAAAGAGCAACAAGGAACAAUCCUCCUGGUCUUCUGUGAAGGGCUAUUGUGCUUUCAAAGCACUACUUAGAUUUCCAACAGACGAAAUGUCUGUACUCACAUCUUCCUAUAUUCUGUCUGUCUCUGACGCAUGCACGCUAACAACACAUACACACACACACACACACACACACACACACCACCACCACCACCACCACCACCACAGAGGGGGGGAAUGGGGGGCGGUCCCAACAUGUGUAUUUGAACGAACCUUUACCUCCUCCAGUCCUUGAGGCUCUCAGUUACUCUCAAGAAGAAAUCCAACCCAUAUCUUCCAGACGAACGGCCAGUGCAAGCUCGGGCUCAGAAUGAGCCCCACCACCCUCACCACUCCAUGUUGCUGUAUAAUACAUGAGAGCAGUAGCAGCAUGGACUCCAGACACUAAUUCUCAAGGCUCCUUCAAAUACACUGGGACCUUUUGCCUCAAAUGACGCUGUUAGCAGAUGGAAACACGUGCCAAUGUCGGGCCUGAAAGGGCGCUGGGAUUUCUGUGUUACUUAGAAGUGCAAGACCUCACCAACACUGACUGCAGCCUGCUGUUGACCAUUAGACAGUUUUAUUUAAAUAGACUGAUUUAGUGGCCAGGUAAAGGAGGGUGUGUGACCAUCACCAAGACUGACUGAGCACAGCAUUACGACCGAUGAGGUCAGGACAGGUAAGGCCACUCAAAGCUUGGCUUAAUCUCUUCAAGGGACAAAGAUUUUCAGAGAAGCUACACCAGGGGAGGAGUUGUUGACCUGAUAAAUCGGCCAACAUAACAUUUAGGAUGGAUACAUUUUAGCUGGAGAAAAUGUAUAGAGUCUCAUUUUUUAGUUAAAAGGGUCAAAUAGGAGAAUGCAUGUCCAGGGGCUGGAGAGAUGGUUCCGAGGUUGAGAGCAUUUGCUGGCCUUGCAGAGGACAUCAGGUUUGACGACUGACUUAGUAGACUUAGCACCACACAAGAGAAAAGCAAAACAAAGAAGUCGUUAUCCUUGUGUUCUUUCUAUGGCAUUGAGAGGUCUGCUUAUGAAAUAAUCAAAAUAGUGAGAUUUGAAAGAAAAUAUACUUUUGCUAAAAGGAGUGCUUUAUCACACAAAAGGAUCAGUGUCCUAGGAUAGAAACAAUAUCCAAUUCCUUUGCAUUGUUCCAAGUCCCAAGGCAGACCCGUGUUAUAAUCACCGACCUGGAGCACUGGCAAGCUUCGGUUCGGCAGUCCACAGCCACUCUAAUGACGUCCUGCUUCUGAAUGUUAACUUCUCCAGCAUUCUCGCGUCCACCGUCCUUCCUGAUCUAUUGGAUCGUGUGUGUGUCCUCAGUGACUCUGCAGCGUGUAAGCAUUCUUAACCAUGCUACUCAUUCGUUAGUUCCUCCAAAGGCACUGAUAUCUGAUGGCAGUCUGAACACUAAAGAAGCUUACUAACUUAAUUAGUGCAGUGUCACAACUCAUUAUCGUGACGCAUUUAGACGUAGCACACGUCUGAAAAGAGGAAAUCCACAUCGAGGCUUCAAUCUGUAAACAUCAGAAGCUCACAGUAAUAGCUAAAACACAAAGGAAAUGUAUCUUUUAGAGGAACGAAGAACACCUCCUAAUGGGAAAAACUUAGCAGGCACAUUUUCCCCAUGCAGUGGGUAAAGUACUCUUGUUGGCCGUGGCAGCAUAGCGUAAUGCGGGCGGAGAACACGUACCAAACGGGUUGGUUUGGGUCCACUGCAGAUUAAGAACAGUUAUCCUGGGGGCUAAAUUACUGUGGGCUUCCAAAACUGAUUUGCCAGUGGUGUCUGGUCCUCACAAAAAUCCUUAACACUUCUUGUCUGUUUUAUUGCAGAUAACUAAAUGUCAGCCAAGCAGCCUCCCUUGGGCCCCACUGUCAUAGGAAGCAAAGCACCAGUUCUUGUUGCCUUAACACACUAUGUGACCCAGGAGCGAUAAACCAGCUAAGCAGUGAGGUGGAUAAUGGAUGCCACCUGCGCUGUAGCACCGAGCGUUUACAACAUUCUUUUAUCAUCCUCAUGGCCCCACUCCGUGGAAUACUCCUAAAUCCCAAAGUAAGGCAGCAUGGGAGUCUUCUUUUCCCUUAUUUUUAAUGUUUACUGAUUCAGAAAACCUAGUUCGUCUUACAUUUGUUUAAGUUUUUAAGACUUAGGUUAGAGGUGAAAUACUUAAGUAAAGGCGGUUUCUACCAAGGUCAGUUUUGUGUUUUGUUUUGUUUUGUCUUAUUUUUAAGAGGAAAAGCCACCACAUUUAGAAAACUGAAAUGUUUUGAAUGAUUUUAAGAAAUUAAUUAGCAGACAGGUCAUGCUAACACUCCCAUAAAAGGGGGCAAGGUGGGUGAAGCAGGGAGCGCACCAUCGCUUUGCUUUGCACCACAAUAGCUAAUGGAGUAACAAUAUUUAAUGAAGCAAAAAUCCUUGAUCUUCUGGCCACUGACAAACCGUCAGGACUGUGUGUUCAAAUUUUUCAGAAAUGAAGUCUGUCCAGAAAAAUUCUUCACAGGGCAUGGGGGAAGUUCAAGUUAUUUGGAAUAAAUACAUACUUGAAAUGUAUUGUUUUAUCGAAAUCCAUCAAUGCUUCUCUUUAACUUCCUUGACAGGUCAAGCCCUGUGACAUUUUAUACUACGUAACUUAGCUGACAUGUUGUGAGUGCUGCUUCGAGCUUUAUUAACAUACCCUAAUACCUUUUACUCUCUUAAAAGGAGUCUUCUUUAGAGCAUUACACUUGGGCUGGAGAGAUGGCUCAGUGGUUAAGAGCACUGACUGCUCCUCCAGAGGUCCUGAGUUCAAUUCCCAGCAACCACAUGGUGGCUCAUGACCAUCUGUAAUGGGAUGCCCUCUUCUUGUGAACAGGCAUAUAUUCAUGCGGAACACUAUAUACAUAAUAAAUAAAUAAAUCUUAAAAAAAAACCAGCAGUAACAACAAAAACAUUACACUUACUCCAGCCAAGCCACAGUCUACAUUAUCUUUGAAACCGUCAUUUGGGAAUUCCAGCAGGUUGCUUGGUGUAGGGGAGCCAUCUUGGUCUGUCGCACUGUAAGAGCCACCAGUGGCACAUUGGGUUGAAAGCUGGCAGGUUGCUACUAAGGAAUGGAACACUGGAGCUGCUUGGUUGGACAGAGUUUUUAAUUAUUUUGAAAUUAAUUCUAGAUAUGAAGGGCUGGAGCAAUGAUUUUGAAAAGUAACGAUCAAGUGUGUGUUGGCAUGACAUCAUUAACCUAUAUGUCACGUGCUUGGUGGCUGGGAAGCAGUUGGUUUCUUUCAUUAUUGAAGAUCACCUAACACUGAGAAAAGAAAUUCUAUCGUUUGUUCACUUAUCCAUCUAGCCAUCCGUAGUCACAUACGUUCAAGUACUCAUCCAUUUACUCUUCUUAUUGGCAUCCAUGUGAAAUUCAAUAAGGCAUAACCAUGUGACCUUCAGUGAAACCCGUUCACCCACAAAUGCAUCUGGUUCUAGGAAUCAAAUGCGGGACCUGGUGUCUGUAAGCAGACAUGAUGUCAUGGAGCUACACUCAUGGAGGUGAGAACUCAUCCUCAGCAAACCCCCGGAGAACAAUGACAAAGUGUUUCCUGAGACCCAAGGGCACACAAUGAGAAUGCCGCACAUCUUCCUCUCCCUGGCCUUUUUGAGUUUUACAUUAGUGCCAUGGAUGCAACGAUCUCUUCUGAGCCAGAAGAGCGAUUAAAGAUAAUUUGAUCCUAAAGGAGAACACUCAUUUUGCUGUAGUCUAUUCUAAGAGGAAAAUAUCUAAUGAAUUUAUUUGUUUUGAAUUUACUAACUUUGUUUUCCUGGUUAGUUCCAACGACCAGUGUAACCUUUUGCUUGGUUCAAAAACCCCAGUGAACUGAGGGUCCAUGAUUUAAGUUUGGAAAUGCCAUGGUCACCCAGCAUCUCAUUAACUGAAUUCAGGUUCUUAUCACCCUCUAACCCCAGCUUCAGAAGAUGGUCUAAGAUUAGACACAGUCCUAUUGUCUUAGUCAGGGUUUCUAUUCCUGCACAAACAUCAUGACCAAGAAGCAGGUUGGGGAGGAAAGGGUUUAUUCAGCUUACACUUCCACAUGGCUGUUCAUCACCAAAGGAAGUCAGGACUGGGACUCAAGCAGGUCAGGAAGCAGGGGCUGAUGCAGAGGCCAUGGAGGGAUGUUUCUUACUGGCUUGCUUCCCCUGUCUUGCUCAGCCUUCUUACAGAACCCAAGACUACCAGGGAUGGCAGCACCCACAAUGGGCUGGGUCCUUCCCCUCUUGAUCACUCAUUGAGAAAAUGCCUUACAGCUAGGUCUCAUGGAGGCAUUUCCACAACUGAGGCUCCUCUCUCUGUGAUAACUCCAGCUUGUUUCAAGUUGACGCAGAAAACCAGCCAGUACAGCUGUUAUCAGCUUUUCUGAAGAAAUGUGUUCCACAGAAUACUUGGGACCAGCAUUUCUCAACCUGACACUAUCCAUUCAGCAUUCACAUCCAAGGAACUGGCAUGGUGAGUAACUGUACGUAGAGGCAGGGUAGUGGCAGACUGCAAUACCUGUAGCAGCCAGAGAAGUCAAAGCUCCCCAGCAUCGAUAGAUAAUGGGGAAGGUUCUGCAGAGCAGGCAAGGCCUUCAGGGAAACCAUCCUGCUCCUCACUGACAGGUAAUCACAAUUGAUAAAGGAAACGCAUGACUCAGGUUGCUCAACGCUGUCACAAAGAUUCCUUCUCAUUCAAAAGUCCAGCAAGAAACAUCUCUGCCUCCAGCUUUUGGUCACCGCUGUCUCUCAUAUGAGGAUGAAGAAAUGACAAUAGAAAGAUGACUGAUUUGUUCAGAAAGGAAUUGACAAAGGUAAGCGAUGAAAAACUGAAUAUAGAAAAGUUGUUCCAACAAUGGUUAGUGUUGGGGUUUGAAAAUGGAUGAACCUGAACACUUGGCCCCAUGGGAGUGCUGUUCCAAGCAACGAGGUAAGAGGAUCAACUCUCAGCAGAAGACUUCAUGCCGGACGUAGGAAAGCAAAUUCCCUAAACUCUCCAAGAUGAAAAAGGUGAAAACACGUGAGAAGGUCGAGGUCACGUGAAUGAGUGUAACAAAGUCUUAGUCCCAGAGACCUCUAAGAGUGUGUCUCAGCUACACCCUUGAGAGUGAAAGCCACACCAAGAUGUGUUUUAUGGCUUCCAAGAAACUAACCAAGUGUCAAGAUCCGUGAGAAGAGCGGCUUGAUUCAAGACUUCUAAUGUCAGUGACGAUGUCAAUGAAUUGAGGAGAAACUGUGAAGAUUGUUCUUCCAGGGAGGGCCUAUUAACAGGCCCUCUGCAUAAGAAGUAACGACUACUGCACGAGUGCACACCUCUGAUACCCACGCUCUCAUUAGAUAUCAUCGAGUGGACUCCUCAGUCAUCGCAAAGCUUUGUGUAAGUAGCUGUCAAUACCCCCAUGUUGUGCUCAGUAAACUGAACACAGAUAAGAGAUAUGUGAGGGCUUUCCGCCGGGGCAGCCAUCUUCCAGUAACUCGCCAAAAUGACGAACACAAAAGGAAAGAGGAGGGGUACUCGGUAUAUGUUCUCUAGACCUUUUAGGAAACAUGGAGUCGUUCCUUUGGCCACAUACAUGCGAAUCUACAAGAAGGGUGAUGUUGUAGACAUCAAGGGAAUGGGCACUGUUCAAAAAGGAAUGCCCCAUAAGUGUUACCAUGGCAAAACCGGAAGAGUCUACAAUGUCACCCAGCAUGCCGUGGGCAUCAUUGUAAACAAGCAAGUUAAAGGCAAGAUUCUGGCCAAGAGGAUCAAUGUGCGGAUUGAGCGCAUCAAGCACUCAAAGAGCAGAGACAGCUUCCUGAAGCGGGUGAAGGAGAACGAUCAGAAGAAAAAGGAAGCCAAAGAGAAGGGCACCUGGGUUCAGCUGAAGCGCCAGCCUGCGCCACCCAGAGAAGCCCACUUUGUGAGGACUAACGGAAAGGAGCCCGAGCUGCUGGAGCCCAUUCCAUACGAAUUCAUGGCCUAAUGUAUACAAA
Rattus norvegicus (Norway rat) is the source of this 7977-nucleotide messenger RNA. NCBI's taxonomy places the organism in Eukaryota, Metazoa, Chordata, Mammalia, Rodentia, Muridae. The record is from RefSeq and is a predicted model, not a curated record.